Nicrophorus vespilloides is the source of this 1171-nucleotide messenger RNA. It is a transcript of the gene dbe, whose product is annotated as KRR1 small subunit processome component homolog. The transcript is spliced from 2 exons. Bases 110 to 1135 code for a protein of 341 amino acids. Gene Ontology annotation, molecular function: RNA binding. Gene Ontology annotation, cellular component: small-subunit processome; nucleolus. NCBI's taxonomy places the organism in Eukaryota, Metazoa, Arthropoda, Insecta, Coleoptera, Silphidae. The record is from RefSeq and is a predicted model, not a curated record.
UCUGCUACCAACUGCACAAGAUAAACCGCAUGGAUUUGUUGUUGUUGCUGGAAAACGAAAAGAGGUUAGAUCAGUCUUGAUGAGUUUUCGAAGUUGAUCGCUUGAGAGGAUGGAUUCAGAUCACGAGGAAGAAAGUGGGCCUUCGGGGCCGGUGGAGAAUGCGUGGCAGAUGAAAAUACCCGAGUUUAAGAAGGAAGAUAACCCUCAUGGUUUGUUGGAGGAAAGCUCUUUUGCUACGCUCUUUCCACAGUACAGGGAGCAGUAUUUGAAGGAGGUAUGGCCCUUGGUGCAGCAGAAUCUAACGGAGCACCACAUCAAAGCGGAGCUGGAUCUGGUGGAGGGAACUAUGACUGUGAAGACGACACGUAAGACUUGGGAUCCGUACAUUAUAUUGAAAGCUAGGGAUAUGAUCAAGUUGCUGAGCAGGAGUGUUCCUUACGAGCAGGCGCAGAGGGUCCUGCAAGACGACAUCGGGUGUGAUAUUAUUAAAAUUGGUAAUUUGACGAGGAACAAAGGGAAGUUUAUCAAGAGGCGACAGAGGUUGAUUGGGCCCAACGGCUGCACACUGAAAUCGAUUGAACUCUUGACCAAUUGCUACGUGCUCGUGCAGGGGCAGACUGUGGCCGCUCUGGGUCCUUACAAAGGUUUACAGCAGGUGCGAAAAAUCGCUGAAGAUACAAUCAAGAACAUCCAUCCGAUUUACAAUAUAAAAGCGCUGAUGAUUAAGCGAGAGUUGCUGAAAGAUCCCAAAUUGAAGAACGAGAAUUGGGAGCGGUUCCUGCCUAAAUUCGCUAGCAAAAACGUGCAGACGCGUAAACCUAAGAACAAGAAGGAUAAGAAACCGUACACGGCUUUCCCUCCGGCGCAACAGGAGAGCAAGGUCGACAAGAUGUUGGCUACGGGUGAAUACUUCUUGACUGAAGAACAGAAGCAGGUGAAGAAGCAGAAGGAGAUCGAGGAGAAGAGCAAGAUUAACGCGAAGAAGAGGGAGGAGAAGAGAGGUUUGGCUUUCAUUCCACCUGAAGAGCAACCUUCGACGAGCAAACCGAAACAAACGAACACCCCGGUGGACUUGGCUGCGUUGAAAGAGAAAGUCAAGAAGGCUCAGAAGGGAAAGAAGAAGUUUAAUUUUUAGUUCUAAUUUUUUAUAUAAGUUAUAUUGAUUAAUAAA